Molecule: messenger RNA, 1659 nt
Organism: Molossus molossus (Pallas's mastiff bat)
Lineage: Eukaryota; Metazoa; Chordata; Mammalia; Chiroptera; Molossidae
Gene: TRNP1
Product: TMF1 regulated nuclear protein 1
Exons: 2
Coding region: 97-786 (229 amino acids)
Biological process (GO): regulation of cell population proliferation
Cellular component (GO): nucleus
Molecular function (GO): DNA binding
Source: RefSeq, a predicted model, not a curated record
CACACUUCUUGCGUUCUUGACGUCCAUCCUCCCCCGCGCCGGGGGAGGCCGGCUAAACCAGGGGACAGAUCGCUGCAGACCGCCGGGGGGCGGGGGAUGCCGGGCUGCCGCAUCAGCGCCUGCGGCCCGGGGGCCCAGGAAGGGGCGGCGGAACCGGGGUCCCCGCCACCGCCGCCCCGGGAGCCCCCGCCGUCCCCUCAGCCCCCGCCCCCACCUCCAACUUUGACCCCGACUCCGACUCAGGCCGCGUCGCUGCCAGAGGCGACCCCGGCGUCUGUGGGUUCGACCGGUGGGCAAGAGCUGCAGCGCUGGCGCCAGAGUGCUAACGGGGGUUCGGGGGAUACGGGGCCGUUAGGGAGUGCGGGCGGCGGCCCGGGCGCGGCGGGGGUAGGGGGGCGCGCACUGGAGCUGGCCGAAGCGCGUCGGCGACUGCUGGAGGUGGAGGGCCGCCGGCGCCUGGUGUCGGAGCUGGAGAGCCGCGUGCUGCAGCUGCACUGCGUUUUUUUGGCGGCCGAGCUGCGCCUGGCGCACCGCGCCGAGAGCCUAAGCCGUUUGGGUGGUGGCGUGGCGCAGUCCGAGCUCUACCUGGCGGCGCACGGGUCGCGUCUUAAGAAGGGCUCGCGCCGCGGCCGGCGCGGCCGCCCGCCCGCGCUGCUCGCCUCGGCGCUGGGUCUGGGCAGCUGCAUGCCCUGGGGCACCGGACGCCUGCGGCGGGGCCGCGGCCCUGAGCCAGACUCGCCCUUCCGCCGGAGCCCGCCCCGCGGCCCCGCCUCCCCCCAGCGCUGACCUCCGCGCCUGGACCCCUGGCCACCCGAGACAGGCUGUUGCCGAGGCACCGACGAACGAUUGUUGACGCCGGCUGGAUGGACUGACCGACCACAGGAAGAGACAGUCGGGCGGCCAGGGAACCAGUUAAGGAGGCUGAGCUCCUCCCAGCAACUCUGUGGAUCUGAACUCCUGGAUUCUGUUCUUUCCCUGAGCACCUCCUUCAGGAAGACUUCUUCGGUCAACCCUACACAACUCUGAGCCCUCCUCACUUCAUGGGAGCACUUGGUUUCACCGAGGCGAGGGGCUGGAUUCUGGGGAAAUUGCCUAUCCUUUGAAUUUCUUUAUGUAUGCCAUAUUCGACUUUGGCUUACGCUGUACAACUGGAAGUGUUACUACAGGUCCCUGAGAUGCAAUCAGAUUAUUUAAGAGUGCAGUAAACAUUUCCAGUGUGAAAGUGAAAAGGAUUUCUUUAAAAAAUAGAGUCAUCAUUCUUUUAAACAAGUCACAACGCGGCUUAGUAGCUGCAGUUGCUUCUCAGUCAAACAGCUUGGAGACCUGUUUGAGAGAAACCGGUUUGAGAAACUUCUUUUCCUCAUUCACGGUUCUUGCCCCGUCUCCGUGGGAGCAUGCCUGUGGCCCUUCAGAAAGGUGAUCAGCUCUAGCUUUUUGGGGGACAUACCUCUUUCUCAGAAAGAGGUAGUGGCCACAUAAUUGUAAGCAAAGUUUUAAGUGAGAAAAGGAACCACACUUAUUCACAUUUAUCCUCAUAAUAGAGGGAAGGGGGCCACAUUUACUCACACACAACCCAGAACUUGUAGAAUUCUUCAAAAUGAAUGUGUAUUAAGUCAGUCCCCUGAUUCAUACAUUCAGGAAGAAUAAACUUCAAUAAUG